GAACGCUAAACUGAACUGAAUUGAACAACAGUUCUUGCACUUUCUAGGAAGAGUUGUAUUUUUAUAUUAACGUAUACGUGUGUGCCGAAGAGGCGCGUAUAUACCCUAAAAGGAUCGUGUGAUUUAGUCCGCGAUCUAAAAUGAUAAAGGAUACUUGAUUUAUCAUUUAAAGUGAUCUUAUUUGAUGGAUAUAAUGACGGAGAACUCCGAAAUCACUUCGGAAGCGACAUCAGAUACACCACCAUCCGAGUCUCCAAAAAAACCCGUCAAGUCGAACGCUGUCGUAAAGUAUUCUGCAGUUUCAACUCCAGCAACAUUUGCUCAGCUACAAUGCAACACGGACUUGAAUCAUCCACCCAGCAACUGGCUGAGCACCUCAGCGGAAAGUUAUGGGUUGCAAAACGUGUGGUCCAGAAACACUGGAUUUUCCAGUUUUCGCAUGGCUCACAUGUUCCCCGACUGCGUUGGAGAGGUAGAUGUGGUCUCAGAUGCAGAAAACAUAAAAAAACUCCUAAAGAUACCCUAUAGUGACGGGACUAUAUCAAUGAUGGUACACAGGAUAGAAAAUACACUGUUGCUCGAUGACUUUGAUAUUCACAAGUAUUUGCUGAGACAAGCAGAGAAUGACUGGGAGUGGCUGAAAAAGUUUUUCUACGAGCACGUUUUUCACAAUUUGGGUGAUAAAGAAAAACGACUCUAUCCAAAGGCAAACAGCAGAAAUGCUCUCCAGCAAAAAAAUUUGAUUUCGAAAUUUUUUUACCACUCCUUGCUGCUUACCGAUAAACAGGAGCAUGACGACGAAAAGCCUUCUUUUCCGGUUGAACACAAACUGGAUAGUUCAUUGCCAGAGCCAUCUCAAGAGGAAAAACUGCCGGAUCCACAGUAUAACCACAGUUUUGCCAGAAAUGUCGUGUGGACUUUUGAAAACAUUCAGAUGUUGAUAGGUACUGACAUGCCGAUAUUUGGUGGACAAACUCAUCCUUGCAUAAGCUUGAGACUACGUGAUGCGUCAAAACCAAUCAAUGUCUUGACUGGCAUAGAUUACUGGCUCGACAAUCUCAUGUGCAAUGUGCCAGAAUUGGUCAUGUGCUACCACCUCGAUGGCAUAGUUCAAAAGUAUGAGUUGUUCAAAACCGAAGAUCUCCCAAAUAUAGAUGAUGCAAAGUUCAGUCCUAAAGUGAUCAGAGAUAUCGCUCAAAAUAUACUGAGCUUUUUAAAGAACAAUGCCACAAAGGCCGGACAUACGUACUGGUUGUUCAAAGGUAAGAAUGACGAUGUAGUCAAGUUGUACGAUUUAACGUCGCUCUGCAGCGACAUAGCAGAGGACAAGAGUCAGAAUCCGUUUACAGUUCCCGUUGCCAUGCUGCUCUAUCGCGUAGCUCGAAACAUGAAAAAUUUUUCGGAUUACAAACGCAAUUGCGGCACAAUUAGGAUGUUAUUGAAACAUUGCAUCCAGCUGCUGCCUAAAGAAAAAUACCCGCAGAUCGUAACCUCGGCACACUACAUGUUGGCAGAUUUGUAUGUACCAGCAGAUACGGAUCCAGCUAAUCCGAAUUUGCUCGAUCUGGGUGAAGACGAUGAUGCGCAGAGCGAGUGCGGCGUGAGCAGCGCCCAGAGCGAAAAGAGCGACGAAAAAGUCGAGCUGGAUCUAAAUGCUGCCAUCAAGAGUUUAACUCUAGCCAACAUUAAAGAACAUCACUUAAAAGACCAAGAUUCCGAAGAGUUCAAGUUCAAGCCACCACCGGUAACAGGUACGAUUGAGGAACGCUGUCACAGCGCACUGGAACACGUAUCCCAAGGACUUGAGUGUCUCAAGUAUUUCCCUAUAGAGACGGGUGACGAUAAGACCAAGGAGAAGUUAGAGAAAGAAAAGAUCCAAGAAGAGGAGGCCAACGUUAACAUGGCCAAGCCUUUUAAGGCGAUCCCUAUGCCUUACGCACCGUUAAACGGUGAGACCGUAAGCGUAGAUAAUUCCAGUGUAGAUAGCAGUCCCAAUAAUAAAAAACGAAGCAAGCAGAAGAAAAAAAAGAUCGCAACCAAGCAGAUAAACAGUAACCCAGCCGUUGAGGAAGACGCGGGUUCUAAAGCUCUACUUUGCAAAGGACAAUCGCAAACGAUACCAUUGUGGCAGGCGCCUCAGAAGGACGAUAAUCGUAGUUGGCAGACUCACCUCAAGAUCCUUCUCUAUGAGAAAGCAUCGUUGGCGUUCGUUGUAUUGGCGGAAUACGAGUACCAGAACAAGCGUUACGGUUCAACGUUGCGUUACAUACUAGCUGUGCUUCGUUGUCAAAAGAUGCUCGAGUUGGUCUGUGGUCUGAAGAAUGAUAAACUGAUCAGUUAUUUGUUAGGAAGGGCUGGCGAUUGUUGCUUCAUGACUGUUCAGGAUUGGACAAAUGUUGACAAACACAAGAAUGAUUACGAGACUAAAAAUGUCAUAGAGAACUCUAUUACUGAUGUUAUUUUCACUAUGGAGGGACUAGACAUGAAUGGAGCUGAAAUACUGCCGGAGCAUUUUGAAUCUUUGGAAGUUACUCUUGUCGCCUCUUACAAAUGUUACGAAAAGGCUCUGUUGCUAGAACCUCUGGAAGCAGACAGGAACAAUCUUUUACGUCGAUUGGGAAAUAUCCAUAACGAGCUCGGUGUUUUGUACAUGAAUCAGGAUAAUGCUUGUCUAGACGAAACAACUGACGUGGAUGUUGCGACCGCGGACUCAAUGUCGCCCUUGAAGCGCUCACUCAUGCAUUUCGAAGCGGGUAUCAAGGCCUUCGAGACUGUUCACGACGAGGCGAAUCUUGCUCUCCUGCACUCUAAUACUGGCAGGCUGAUGCGUGUGUGCGCUUACAUCAACAGAAAAAAUCCCUCUCGCGAAAGACACUUUUACAACAAAGCACUGACUAGUUACCAGAAAGCUAUACAGGUACUGGGCACGCGGGAGACGAAUGCUCCGAUCUGGGACAGCGUCAAUUGGGACAUGUCGACCACACUGUUUACCAUGGCCACCCAGCUACAAGACUUUCCCAAUGUUGGCCCCAAAAGCGAAGAAGAGCUGGAGCGCGAAGUAGUGGAGAUCUUUCAGAAAGCUUUGAAAUACUGCGACACGGAGACUCCCGGCCACCGGCAGCCAGUCUAUCAGUUUCGUGCCGCUACUAUACAGCAUCGACUGGCAUCUCUUUACCACAAGAUCUACAGAGAUGACAUUAACAGUCAAGACGAGAAUGCCAAGCGCAAGAAGAGCUUACAAUUGUCAAAAUUAUACUACGAGAAAGCUGCAAAGCUACUUCUUGCCCUAGAACAGACUGCUGAGUUUCUAACUGUACAGUUGGAGCGUGUAGCUCUGGCUGAGUUUCAGGCGCAAUCUAUGAGUUCUUACAAUAGCAAAUUUAAGGCCUACCAAACCUGUUUGGAGCUGAUAAUACAAAGCAAGCCCAUGAUUGACAUAAUAGUGGAACGUCAUAAGAGCGCAGUCAAUAACACAGAGACCGAAACUAAAAAUAAAAAGUUGGAUAAACAGGAAAAAAGUGGUGGUGAUAACAAAGAAAAGAAUGGAGAGUCGGAGGAAAAGAGGACGGAAAAAAAAUUGGUGGAAGACGAGGAAGGUCUCAUUGUGUUGCUGGAGCAGCGUGUGCAAUUUGUCCUUCUAUCCCUGACUAAAUUGCAUCUCAAUAAAAAUACAAAUAAUCAAAACAAAGAACGUGAUAAUAACGCUGCCUUGUACAAAAAAUGUUACGGUCUAACGUUGCGAUCAAAAUCACUAUCUGGUAUCGAUUUAAUGAAACAUGUUGCCAAUGUUUUGGAACAAAUAAACAAGAUUCUUCAGGAAGCAAAAGAAUCUUAGCUUUCAUGCUAUAACGGAUAGACCAAACGACUAAGUUAAGUGAUGUUGAAUAUUUUUUCUCAAGACUUUUGGCGAGUACGCUUGAGCACGAAUCUAUUUGUAAAAAAAAAAAAAAGAAAAAAAAAAGUAACUCGGUAAAAGUUAAUGUAAAAAAGUCAUAUAUCUGUACCUUUGUAUAUAACAACUUACCGUUUUUAUUUCUAUGUUAUUCAUUAUAUAAAAAAACCACUGUUUUAGGCAGCAUGAAAAUGAUUAUUGUGUACAUAUUUCAAAUCAUUACUUAUUAUUCUAAGUAAAUUAAAAUAAAUGAUCUGGAUAAAUCAUUGAAAUAAAUGAAGUAAUCGUGUAUUCGACUU
Molecule: messenger RNA, 4191 nt
Organism: Copidosoma floridanum
Lineage: Eukaryota; Metazoa; Arthropoda; Insecta; Hymenoptera; Encyrtidae
Product: erythroid differentiation-related factor 1
Biological process (GO): positive regulation of DNA-templated transcription
Source: RefSeq, a predicted model, not a curated record